This is a messenger RNA of Penicillium mononematosum, 978 nucleotides long. RefSeq names its product endo-1,4-beta-xylanase. Bases 1 to 978 code for a protein of 325 amino acids. Gene Ontology annotation, biological process: carbohydrate metabolic process. The transcript has 10 exons. Gene Ontology annotation, molecular function: hydrolase activity, hydrolyzing O-glycosyl compounds. The record is from RefSeq and is a predicted model, not a curated record. Lineage: Eukaryota; Fungi; Ascomycota; Eurotiomycetes; Eurotiales; Aspergillaceae.
AUGAUUCCCAAUAUGAUUCAACUCAAGACAGCUGCUCUGGUUAUGCUUUUCGCUGGCCAAGCGCUGUCCGGAACCGUUGAAUCCCGACAAGCCUCUGAGAGCAUUGAUGCCAAAUUCAAAGCCCACGGGAAGAAAUACCUGGGAAACAUUGCUGAUCAGGGCACCUUGAACAAGAACCCCAAGACCCCGGCAAUCAUCAAGGCUAACUUCGGUCAACUGACUCCCGAGAACAGCAUGAAGUGGGAUGCUACUGAGCCAAGCCAGGGACAGUUCUCCUUCGCAGGAUCGGACUAUCUGGUCGACUUUGCCGUGACAAACGGGAAGCUGAUCCGUGGCCAUACUCUCGUGUGGCACUCCCAGCUCCCAUCUUGGGUCGAUUCCAUCACGGACAAGACAACCCUAACGGAUGUCAUGAAGAACCACAUCACCACGGUGAUGAAGCAGUACAAGGGCAAAGUCUACGCCUGGGACGUCGUGAAUGAAAUCUUCAACGAGGAUGGUACCCUUCGUGACAGUGUCUUCUCCAGAGUCCUUGGCGAAGACUUUGUUCGGAUCGCCUUCGAAACAGCUCGUGCCGCAGACCCAGAGGCAAAGCUCUACAUCAACGACUACAACCUGGACUCCGCCACCAGCGCUAAAUUGCAGGGUAUGGUCAGCCACGUCAAGAAGUGGAUUGCUGCCGGUAUCCCAAUCGACGGAAUCGGCUCUCAAACCCACCUAAGUGCUGGUGCCGCUCUUAAUGCUCUUGCCAGUGCAGGAACGAAGGAGGUCGCUGUCACCGAGCUUGAUAUUGCUGGCGCCAGCUCUACCGACUACGUAAACGUUGUCAAGGCUUGCCUGGACCAGCCAAAGUGUGUCGGAAUCACCGUUUGGGGAGUUGCUGACCCGGAUUCGUGGCGUGCCGACGAGAGCCCAUUGCUUUUCGACGCCAGCUAUAACCCCAAGGAGGCCUACAGCGCUAUCGCAGAUGCCCUCUAG